CUCGCGGCCUGGGAGCCCCCAACCGAUCUUAACGGCCCAGCCAGCGCGUGAGGCCUCGGAAACCGCUGAGAGCCCUGGGCGCGGGGCUGCACCUGCCAAGGAUACUCGAUGGAACUCGAGGGAGAUGAUGGUAUAAUAAUUAGAGUAACAAUGUUGACCGCUAUUAAGGCUUCGCUUUGCAUUGGCUGCCUGGCUUUGAAUCUCAUAUUUCACGUAUUUUUUGAGGAGAUACUGAUAUCUGCUAGUAGGGUUGGCCCUGAGUACUGCAAUGAACAAGUAAAGAACUUUGUUCAGUUAAGGGCCGAAGUUAAGGAAUGGGCUAAGGGCCCUGAUGCAGUUACAACAUGGGAUUUUUCAGACACCAGAGAGGCCAGUGCCUUGGAAAUAAAUGCCUGCGCUGGACAGAAGGACAGUGUAAGAUGUCAAAAUGCUGGUCCACACACAAAAUGAAGAGAUCAUCAUCCCUCUCUGUAGGAUCAGUAACCGGAAGAAGGAUGCUGUCUCUACACGCUGUUUUUCAGAGGCGUCAACAAGUGCUUUUUCCCCUUCUCUGAGGGAGCCAGAAGUGUGUCUGGUAGGAACCGUGGCUGGGAACCCCAGGUAAAGGUCUACCAAGGCGCAGUGCCAGUGGACAGAGAUUAGGUGUACUCCUGAGAGUGGAAGCACAGCCAUUUGUCACGCCUUUCAAGAUACAGGACAGCAAGACAGGAGGCUCUCCAGCAGAGAGGACUGCAGGCUUUUGCAGGAGAGAAAAUCUCAGAUUCGGGGGUACAUAUGCAGGUUCAUUACCUGGGUAUAUUGCAUGAUGCUGAGGUGUUGGAUACAAAUGAUCCUGUCACCCAGGUCGAUGUGUAUGUGUGUUUGUGUAGAGAGUAUGUUCCAAAAGUGCUUGAACAGUUUAAACCUCACUAACUUCAGAAAACAUCAGGGCAGAGCCAGGAGGAGAAGGAAAGUUGGGACAUUCAAAGACUGGAAAAGUUUCCAGAGAGAAGAGGAAGAGGAAAGGAAGCUGCUUUCUCUUCUGAAAAGCUUUGGACCUCCUGUUUCCUGCAGUCCUCUGGGCCAGCAUCAUGAUACCAACCACUUUCGUCGACUGUUAUGCCCAGACCCCGUCUGUCGGGUGUGUAACAGAGCAACUGCUGAUAUCCAGCAACUGCUGUCUUGGGAGUCCCUGAAAGAUGCUGCUCCCUCUGUGUCUCCUUUGGCUUCUUCAGCUUCUGCGACUGAGUCAUCAUUCGCUCUGGCUUCCACCCCCUCAGCAGCCCCUCCAGAAGACCUAAUACUGUCCCCUCGGCCUAAGCCCUCUCCACCGCCCCCCUUAAUUCUCUCACCUGACCUGAUCACCACCGUAGCUGACUUAUUUUCACCCUCACCACUGAGGGACCCUCUGCCACCACAGCCUGUUUCUCCCUUGGAUUCCAAGUUUGCCAUAGACCAUUCCCCACCCCAACAGCUUCCCUUUCCCCUUCUCCCACCACAUCACAUUGAGAGAGUGGAGCCCAGCCUCCAGCCUGAGGCCAGUUUGUCUCUGAACACCAUCUUUUCAUUUGGCUCCACCCUAUGCCAAGAUAUUUCGCGGGCCAUGAAUCCCAUUGGUUCUUGUGCUCGUCAUCACGGACCACCAAUCCCAUCUGCUUUACCACUGGAAGAUUGCACUGUGACUCAGUCUAAAUCAAGUCUCACCAUCUUGAAGACUUUUCCGGAAAUGUUAUCUCUAGGUGGCUCUGGUGGGUCAUCCACCUCUGCCCCAACAAUCAAAGGCAUUGACCAUUCACACCCUGCAUCUUCAGAAUUCUCCUGGUGGCAGCCUCAUGCCAAGGACUCUUUUUCCUCCAAUUUUGUGCCAUCUGAUUUCAUGGAGGAGCUUCUUACCCUUCAUUCUUCUGAGGCCUUUUUAGGGGGGCACUCUGUGGCCAACCUCAUAGAGCCUGUUAACAUCUCAUUUCUCAGCCAUGACAUUCUGGCACUCCUGGAGAGACAAGUCAAGAGAAGGGGUGAUUUCCUGAUGUGGAAAGAAAAUGGAAAGAAAGCAGGAUCAUUCCCAAAACAACUUAGGCCAAACUACCAACUAAAUUCCUCACGGAAUAUGUUAACCUCAAUUGCUGUUAAGCAUGACUUGGCAGAAUCCUUUCCUUUUUGGGCCAGUAAAGGCAAACUAGAAUGGCAGCACAUCCAUCAGCAGCCUCCAUACUCUAAGUGCUUUGAAGACCAUUUAGAGCAAAAAUAUGUCCAGCUCUUCUGGGGUCUCCCAUCUUUGCACAGCGAGUCUCUGCAUCCUACUGUUCUUGUCCAACGUGGCCAUUCCUCCAUGUUUGUACUCUUCAAUGGCAUUACAAAUACAUCUAUAUCCCAUGAAUCCCCAGUACUUCCCCCUUCCCAACCUCUGUCCUUGCCUAGUACCCAACCACUACCCUUGCCUCAAACCCUGCCCCGAGGUCAGUCCCCACAUCUCACUCAGGUGAAGUCCCAGGCUCAACCUCAAUCUCCAUUCCCAGUCCGACUACCUAGUCCUCUAUUCCUGAUUAGGAUCUGUGGAGUGUGUUUUCAUAGACCCCAGAAUGAGGCACGGUCUCUUUUGCCAUCUGAAAUUAACCAUCUGGAGUGGAAUGUGUUGCAGAAAGUGCAGGAAAGUGUGUGGGGUUUACCCUCUGUGGUUCAGAAAUCCCAGGAAGACUUUUGUCCUCCAGCUCCCAAUCCUGAAUUGGUCAGAAAGUCCUUCAAGGUCCAUAUUCCGAUCUCCAUCAUUCCUGGAGAUUUUCCACUCAGCUCUGAGGUAAGGAAGAAACUAGAGCAACACAUUCGAAAGAGGCUCAUCCAGCGCAGAUGGGACCUGCUCCGGAGAAUCCAUCAGUCUCUGUCAUUGCAACGUCCUCAGAGCAAAAUUUCAGAGCUAUCUGUGUCAGAGAGCAUUCAUGGACCGUUAAAUAUCUCUUUGGUUGAGGGUCAGAGGUGCAAUGUUCUAAAGAAGUCCGCAUCAAGCUUCCCUAGAAGCUUCCACGAGAGGAGCUCAAAUAUGCUUUCCAUGGAGAAUGUGGGGAAUUAUCAGGGAUACAGCCAGGAGACUGCCCCAAAAGAUCACCCGUUGCAUGAUCCGGAGACAUCUUCAGACGAGAAUCUGAGGUCUAACUCUGAGAGAGACCUAGAAACUCAUAUGAUGCAUCUGUCAGGGAAUGACUCAGGGGUGAGACUAGGUCAGAAACAACUUGAAAAUGCCCUGACAGUACAUUUGAGCAAGAAAUUUGAGGAAAUCAAUGAGGGUCGAAUGCCUGGGACUGUGCAUAGUUCAUGGCACUCAGUCAAGCAGACAAUGUCUCUUCCUGAGAAAUCCCAAAGCCAAAUUAAACAUCGAAAUCUGGUAACAUUGGUGAGUGAGGACCACUGCGUUGAUACUUCCCAGGAGAUUUCCUUCCUUAGUUCCAAGAAACAAAAGAUGUUGGAAGCCCAUAUUAAAACUUUCCGUAUGAGGAUGCUGUGGGGCCUUCCCCUCAAGGUCCUUGAAUCCAUAGAAAUCUUCAAAUCGAAAGCGGACCUUUCCACUUCCUUUUCCCAUUUCGACCUUCCCUCCUCAGCCACCUUCAUCUCUCGGGGAGAUUCCAAAGAUGGGGUCUCUAAGUCCCGUAGACGAAGCACUUUUCAGGGAGAAAAGUUGGGAACAACAAGCUCAGUCCCCAUCCUUGAUCGUCCUCACCCUGUCUCCUCACCUGUCGGCCAAGAAGGUCAGGAGACCCUGAGAAGACAAUUUUCUGAUACGGACCAUGACCUUAUAGAGACAGAUUCCAAAGAUGGGGCCUCCACAUCCCUUAGAAGAGGUACUACAGAUUUUCAAAGCGAAAAAUUAGAAUCAACAAGCUCAUUCCCCAUCCUCGGUCAUUCUUACCUUGUCACUUCACCUGUCAACCAAGAAAAGCAGGGGACCCUGAGAAGAGAAUUCUCUGAUACUGACAAUGAUCUUACAGAAAGUGUCCGGACAACGGAGGAUGGCAGACAGACUUUUCUGCCCCCGCCACACAGCAUCGUAGACGAAGUCAGUCAGAAACAGACUGUACUGGCCAGUAGAUGCAGUGCAGAGCUGCCCAUAAUGCAAGCUGGAGCUGGCUGUGAGUCAUGGGAUAAGAGAAAGAGUUCCUUUCAUAAUGUAGACAGGCUUCAGGGCAGUAGAAAGACCUUUCCUGUCACCAAUGCUCUUCAAUCACAAACUAGGAACAACUUGACAACCAGCAAGUCGGGAAGCUGCUCACUGACAAAUGUGAAAGCAAGCACUUCCAAUGAAACUGAAAUUUUCCCACCAAGAAUAUCAGUUCCUCAAGAUCCUAAAUCAUCAUACCUUAAAAAUCAGAUGUUGAGCCAGUUAAAGUUGGUCCAGAGGAAGCAUAGCCAACCUCAGAGCCAUUUCACUGACAUGUCUUUUGCCUUAGAUAACUUGAGUUCCAAGGACUUACUGACUAAUUCCCAGGGCAUCUCGAGUGGGGACAUGGGAACUUCCCAGGUGGUGCAUGUCCACUUGGAGGACAGAGGAAUCCGUGUGGCACAGAAGCAGGAGCCCAGGGUCCCUACCUGUGUCUUACAGAAGUGUCAAGUUAAGAAUUUCCCACCAGCUGUAAACAGAGUGAGUCCUGUGAGACCCAAAGGAGGAGAGCUUGAUGGAGGGGAUGCAGGGCUGGGGACAUCCCAACGCAGGAGAAAGAGCCUCCCUGUUCAUAACAAGACAUCAGGGGAGGUGCUUGGGAGCAAAUCUUCCCCAACCUUGAAAACACAGCCUCCUCCUGAAAACCUUUCCAGAAAAUGGAUGAAGACCUUUUUGCAGUGGUUUAAUAAACCCAGCAUAUCAUAUGAAGAACAAGAAAGUUCCUGGGAAAAGGGUAGCUCCCUGUUAUCAUGUGUGCAGAAUAUUGGUCGAGUUACAAGAGCUGCCUUUACUGGGACUACUGAAGCUCAGAAAAUUAGGAAAGACACUAGGGAGUUCCUAGAAGAGAAGCUGGGGCAUAGGCAUGGGAUAGAUAUCACCUGUCCCCGAGAGCCCCUUUCCUUCCCAGUGGGGCUUGGGAAAGCUCAGCACAACCCAGAAGUGCAUGUCAGAGCAGAGUCUGUCCAGGGCUAUGCCUGCAACUACAGGGCUCCCUCCUGCAAAGUGACACGUACCAAAUCUUGCAGCCAACAAGCUAUCUUUGUUGGCCAGAAUUAUCCUACAAGGAUUAGACAGAUCAUAGACAAGGACAGACAGCCCCAGAAAGUUGAGGCAUUUAAGGGGAAGAUAUUGUGUCAAAGCCAUCCCCAAUCCAUGCCCCACAGGAAGCCCGUGCCACAUCCAAACCCCACUUGCCGGCGUCAGGUCAGCCUGGUGUGUCCAGCCGUCCCAACCAGUGCUAAAAGCCCUGUGUUUAGUGAUGUGCCUUUCCUAACUGGGCAGAAAAUGCUUCCAAAGCAUUUCCAGGGAGGAAAAUUUCCCCCCACAAAAUAAUUCAAUCCUUGUUGAGAAUCUUGAUUCUCCCCAAUAAAUGUUCUAAUAAGAA
This is a messenger RNA of Pan troglodytes (chimpanzee), 5510 nucleotides long. It is a transcript of the gene SPATA31D1, whose product is annotated as SPATA31 subfamily D member 1. NCBI's taxonomy places the organism in Eukaryota, Metazoa, Chordata, Mammalia, Primates, Hominidae. The transcript has 6 exons. The record is from RefSeq and is a predicted model, not a curated record. Bases 803 to 5458 code for a protein of 1551 amino acids.